ACCAAUCACCACAUCGGUAUCGCACCACAAACCACAACUCUCACACUCCAAACCUUUCGAGUAACAUCACACAAACACACCACAACAACAACAACAACACCAAGUCAUAAUCAAAAUGGUCUCUCCCAUCCUCGCCCGCUCCGCCUUCCGCGCUGCCACUCAGGCCACUUCUCGCAACGCCGCCGUCAAAGGCACCCGCCAGUUCUCCGUCAUCCAAUCCAUGCGCCAAUGGGCUCGCCGCAUGGAGUUGCACACCCCCUACGAGCGCAUCCCCACUGAGACGGGCGCUGCUGGUGCCGACUGGGGUGCUUCCUUUAAGAAACUCGCUGGUCAGGCUGCUGUCUACCCCCUCGUAGCUGGUACCCUCCUCGGUUGGCCUUUGAUUGCCAAGACGGUGCUUGAUGGUCGUAUCUAACAACAAAAGAUACGCUCCUAUAUCAGCUUCACUACCCAGUUACACUGCACAUACUUUUUGCAUUUUGUUUUUUUUCUUUUUGCUUCACUUUUGUACAAUUUGGCAGUUGGGAUUUCUCUCUUAGUUUUUCAUGAUGGCGGCGUUCAGGAGGAAGAAGGAAGGAGGCAGGCAUAAUUUGGCAUUUCGAUAUACCAACGGCGGCAGUUUACCUGCUUUUUUUCAUUCAAACUACUGUAUGCUGGUUGAAAGGACGGAUUGUGAGCCUAUACACCUGUUCUACUAGAUAACGAGGUUUAUAUAAACCAGUGCGGUAAAGGACGUGAAAUCCAAAAUUUGAUACUAAAAGACAUUUUACCUUACACUGCUAUAGUGCACUGCUGGUUUUGAUUUGAACUCGAAAUUGGACUUGGACUUUCUGUGCCUGCUGCAUUGCUG
Neurospora hispaniola is the source of this 850-nucleotide messenger RNA. RefSeq lists its product as uncharacterized. Bases 116 to 415 code for a protein of 99 amino acids. NCBI's taxonomy places the organism in Eukaryota, Fungi, Ascomycota, Sordariomycetes, Sordariales, Sordariaceae. The transcript has 3 exons. The record is from RefSeq and is a predicted model, not a curated record.